Molecule: messenger RNA, 1828 nt
Organism: Aphanomyces astaci
Lineage: Eukaryota; Oomycota; Saprolegniomycetes; Saprolegniales; Verrucalvaceae
Exons: 11
Coding region: 11-1810 (599 amino acids)
Biological process (GO): protein deubiquitination
Cellular component (GO): nucleus; cytosol
Molecular function (GO): cysteine-type deubiquitinase activity; zinc ion binding; cysteine-type endopeptidase activity
Source: RefSeq, a predicted model, not a curated record
UUACUAGUACAUGGAGUCACCAAGCGCAAAAGAGUACGAUGCGGCUGAUUACGCAAAGGGGUGUCGACACAUCACCGCCGCGGUGAACAUUGCAAUGCUACGUAAACGUAUGAAGAAGGGUGGGCUGCAUCGUUGCGAGACUUGCGGGAAAGCUACAGCAGGUGGGAAGAAGAAGUCCACGAAAAAACACGCGACGAAGCUGGUCAACGAUCUGGACAAGGUCCAGCUAAAUGCCAUUUGCAUCGCGUGCGGGUUCGUGGGGUGUCUGCACCAAAGCCACACUGUCGCCCAUCUCCAGCACAUGACAAAGCACUAUUGUUUCUUCAACAUGUCCACGAAAGAGAUCUGGUGCGUCAAGUGCGAUGGCGUCGUUCUCGAUCGAAGCGAUCGCAUUGGUCGCGCCAUUCAAGACGUCAUCGCCGCUUACGACGAAAUCGUCGUGGGGAAAAGCGGGCGGAUGCUGCAUGCCAAGGGCGACCACGAGCCAGCCACGGACAAGCCACUGGACCGACCACCCCCAUCCAGCAAGAAGAGCAAACGAGCGAAAGAUCCCAAACCAUCCAAACAUGAGGCAAACGAAGAAGAAGAUGCCGAUGGAACCAUCGUGGAAGCAGCAGCCAUUGGAUUGAUACCAGCAGGCUUGGCAAAUUUGGGCAACACUUGCUACUUCAACUCUACGAUUCAGGCGCUAAAGAGUGUGUUUGCGCCUGUGUUGGCCAACCGAGCUCGACCUUCCAAGGCUAGCGGUGGGGGCGAUAUCACCCGAGCGCUCUUGGACUUCAUUCUGGACGGGAAACCUGCCACCAAGAAGACGGGCAAGCGAGUGUAUAAUCCGUCUCAACUGCUAAGUGCCGUCCGUGAAAAGUGUCGGCAGUUCCGGAACCGGCAGCAGCAGGAUGCGUACGAAGUGCUCUUAGGGCUCGUGUGGGCCAUCGACGACGAAUUCAACGGCAACAGUACAUCAUCCCACGCAACGAAUGCAGAAGAAGGACCAUCCUCGCCACCGAUGGAGCAGAUCUUUGUCCACACCGACGACCACGACACCUUGAGCUUGAUGGUGCGAGAGGGAAGUUCCAUGGAAGAAAUCCAAAAACUCGUCGCCGAGACCCUCCGACUGGACCAAGACGACGUGUUCUUGGCGGGUCCUCCACCGGCAUCAUCAUCGGCGUCGACGCAACCUGGCACCGCGAGCAGCUGGCAUGACAAUUUUGUUGGACGCGCCAUGAUGGGUUGCUUGGUCAAUACAGUGGUCUGUCGGACGUGCAGUACCACGUCCAAAGCGUUCGAUGCAUGCGUGAGCCUCACCUUGUCCAUUCCAAACAACGUGGACGAGUGUGCACUUGAAGACUGCAUGGCGUUGUUUACGGCACCAGGAGAGCUCUCCCAAGCGCAAGGAUGUGGCUACCAGUGCGACCAUUGCAGCCAAACAACGCCGCCCGACCCCUCUCGUCUGCACACUGCUGGGAUCCAACUGCAGCUGCACACACCGGCCCCUGUGCUUGCCCUGCAUCUCAAGCGACUGACACGGCUUAAAAAGCUCAGUCGACACGUUGCAUUUCCUAUGGACCUGGACGUGGCUCCGUAUGUGGCCCAGCCCUUGUAUGGCCCCCACUGGCCCACAACGUACACGCUGCAAGCAGUGGUUGUGCACUCUGGGAACCGUUUUGGAGGACAUUACGUGGCAUAUGUCAAGCAUGGCGCCCAUUGGUUCUUCACGAGUGACACCCACGUCAAGGUCGUGCCGGAAGCCACCGUGUUGGGCGCCGAGGCGUACAUGUUGUUUUACACCAACACCCAAACAUUCGUAUAAAUGAAAAGUUGUUCAAAC